Molecule: messenger RNA, 1491 nt
Organism: Rasamsonia emersonii CBS 393.64
Lineage: Eukaryota; Fungi; Ascomycota; Eurotiomycetes; Eurotiales; Trichocomaceae
Exons: 8
Coding region: 1-1491 (496 amino acids)
Biological process (GO): transmembrane transport
Cellular component (GO): membrane
Molecular function (GO): transmembrane transporter activity
Source: RefSeq, a predicted model, not a curated record
AUGUCAGACACCAGAGCAACGCCCUCCUCCCCCGAGAUCGACAAACCGGCCGUCAAUGCCGUCGAGCUGGUCCCUCCUCCAGCCCUCGCAGCCCUCAGCGAGGCUGAAUACGCCUGUCUCGCAAGGCGCGCGACGCUGAAGCUGGACCUGAUCAUCAUGCCGUGCGUUGUCAUCAUGUACAUCCUCAACUACCUCGAUCGACAGAACAUCGCUUCCGCCAAGCUGGCCAGCAUCCAGCAGGAUCUGCGUCUGACGGACGUGCAGUACCAGACGUGCAUCAGCUUGCUGUUUGUGGGAUACAUCCUCAUGCAAGUCCCCUCCAACAUGAUCGCCGGCAAGACGCGAUAUCCAGGCGUGUACAUCUGCGGCGCCAUGUGUCUGUGGGGGCUGAUCUCGGCCUGCACAGCGGCCGUCCGCGACUUCACCGGGCUGGUGCUGUCGCGCUUCUUCCUGGGCUUCGUCGAGGCGGCCUUCUUCCCCGGCGCGCUGUUCUAUCUCUCGCUGUUCUACAGCCGCAAGCAGUUCGCCUUUCGGACGGCCAUCCUGUAUGCCGGGUCGCAGCUGGGAAACGCGUUUGGCGGGUUGUUUGCCAUUGCGAUUCUGAAGCUGGAUGGGACGCACGGGUUGGAGGGAUGGCGGUGGCUCUUCCUGGUCGAAGGCGUAGCCACGAUCGGCUUCGCCGCCCUCUUCGCCGUCAUCCUGCCCAACGGGCUGCACAGUAUCCGGGGGUUCACCACGCUGGAGCGCGAAUGGCUGCAGUGGAACUUUGGGCAGGACCAGGGCCAGCAGGACAAUGCGGACGAGAUCUCAGCCUGGAAGGGACUGGUCAUGGCGGUGCAGGACCCGAAGACAUGGCUUCUGAUGGCGAUUCUGUGGAGUACUUAUGUCGCGGCUGCGGUCACAAACUGGUUUCCUUCUGUCGUCGCGACGCUGGGAUAUUCGAGGAACACGACGUAUGUGCUUACGGCGCCUCCGUAUCUCCUCUGCGUGGUAGCGAUGAUGAUCAACGGAUUCCACUCUGAUAUUAAACGAGAACGCUUCCUCCACAUCGCGUGUCCACUCGUCAUCACGCUCGUGGCGAACAUCAUCGCCGUGUCGUCGCUGAAUACAGCUGCACGAUGUACGCCCCCAAGACAUUACGUCGCCAUGAUGCUCAUGCCAGGCUCGUUCUACGCCUCGUCCAUCGUCAUCCUGUCCUGGAUCACCGGGUCGCUGGCACAGCCGACCGCCAAGCGGGCGGCGGCCAUUGCCCUGAUCAACGCGGUGUGCAACACGCCGAACAUCUGGACGUCAUACCUCUACUACUCCCCACCACGGUAUCUGGCCGCCUUCCUGGUCAAUCUCGCUGCGGCAUCGCUGGCUAUUGCCUUCACGGUAGUGACGUGGCUGUAUCUGCGGCGGCAAAACGCGAAGCUGGACCAGGGUCUCGACGUGGGGAAGAAUGGGCCGACGGCGGCGCAGCUGGCGGCGGGAUUCCGGUAUAUUCUGUAG